Messenger RNA from Amoebophrya sp. A120, 415 nucleotides. Lineage: Eukaryota; Dinophyceae; Syndiniales; Amoebophryaceae. The record is from the annotation of a GenBank genome assembly.
GGCAUUUUUUCGAUGGUCGUUUCGAAAUCUCAAGUGAGUUCCUUUGUAGCUAAAUCAGAGAUCAUGUAGAUGACCUGGUCGUCACGCGUGCGUUCCGAGUAAGUCUUUGGUCGGUAAAGAAUUUUUGUGAGUGCGGAGAAAAGAUAAAUCGGGCGCGAGCAAGAACGUAAGUAUGUACCUUCUUCAGCUUCUCGACGCGGACUCCGGCACUGUGGUUUAUUCGCACCAGAAGGACGUGCCGCCCAAGUCCUUCGCUGAGUCGUCUCUGUACCAUGCGCUCUUCAACUCGACGAAGGGCGGACUCAAGGCUCUUCGUGGCGGACGAGACAGUUGUAGUGCUGGUACGGCGCUGGGACGACCAGAGGCGGCCGUGGCAGCCACGGCACCGGGAGGACUACAGGAGAACGGAUUUUUC